This is a messenger RNA of Oncorhynchus gorbuscha (pink salmon), 1484 nucleotides long. RefSeq lists its product as uncharacterized. NCBI's taxonomy places the organism in Eukaryota, Metazoa, Chordata, Actinopteri, Salmoniformes, Salmonidae. The transcript is spliced from 2 exons. The coding region runs from base 59 to 961 and encodes 300 amino acids. The record is from RefSeq and is a predicted model, not a curated record.
ACUACUUUGAGCUGUCCAAUGACAAAAGUACAUUUUCACCUCUCUAUUCUGUUGCAAAAUGUUGAAGAAAGUUUUCCCGUUGCAUUCAUUAUUGAACAACGAAUCAGGUUUCUCUGGGAUACUUCUGGAGAGAGGAGAGUUAGGAACAGGUUUCUCUGGGAUACUUCUGGAGAGAGGAGAGUUAGGAACAGGUUUCUCUGGGAUACUUCUGGAGAGAGGAGCGUUAGGAACAGGUUUCUCUGGGAUACUUCUGGAGAGAGGAGAGUUAGGAACAGGUUUCUCUGGGAUACUUCUGGAGAGAGGAGAGUUAGGAACAGGUUUCUCUGGGAUACUUCUGGAGAGAGGAGAGUUAGGAACAGGUUUCUCUGGGAUACUUCUGGAGAGAGGAGAGUUAGGAACAGGUUUCUCUGGGAUACUUCUGGAGAGAGGAGCGUUAGGAACAGGUUUCUCUGGGAUACUUCUGGAGAGAGGAGAGUUAGGAACAGGUUUCUCUGUGAUACUUCUGGAGAGAGGAGAGUCAGGAAUAGGUUUCUCUGGGAUACUUCUGGAGAGAGGAGAGUCAGGAACAGGUUUCUCUGGGAACAGGUUUCUCUGGGAUACUUCUGGAGAGAGGAGAGUUAGGAACAGGUUUCUCUGGGAUACUUCUGGAGAGAGGAGAGUUAGGAACAGGUUUCUCUGGGAACAGGUUUCUCUGGGAUACUUCUGGAGAGAGGAGAGAGCAGAGUCAGGAACAGGUUUCUCUGGGAUACUUCUGGAGAGGGGAGAGUUAGGAACAGGUUUCUCUGGGAUACUUCUGGAGAGAGGAGAGUUAGGAACAGGUUUCUCUGGGAUACUUCUGGAGAGAGGAGAGUUAGGAACAGGUUUCUCUGGGAACAGGUUACUCUGGGAUACUUCUGGAGAGAGGAGAGAGCAGAGUCAGGAACAGGUUUCUCUGGGAUACUUCUGGAGAGAGGAGAGUUAGGAACAGGUUUCUCUGGGAUACUUCUGGAGAGAGGAGAGUUAGGAACAGGUUUCUCUGGGAUACUUCUGGAGAGAGGAGAGUUAGGAACAGGUUUCUCUGGGAUACUUCUGGAGAGAGGAGAGUCAGGAACAGGUUUACCUGGGAUACUUCUGGAGAGAGGGAUAGUCAGGAACAGGUUUCUCUGGGAACAGGUUUCUCUGGGAUACUUCUGGAGAGGGGAGAGAGGAGAGUCAGGAAAUAGAAGAAUGGAAUUGUAGUGUUUAUUUAUGUUUAUUUUGUUUAUACUAUUACCUAGUGUAGUGGAGGACUCACUAUGGCAGAGGUCACUAUUAGUUAUAUACACUCCCUCUAUUGGGUGGAGGUCAGGGGACUGCUCAGACUACUCAGGUAAACUGAAAUUGCUGUCAUUUUCAAUUAUUUUUUUCUCCAAAAACUGUGGCUCCAAAUGGCACCCUAUUCCUUAUAUAGUGCAUGACUUUUGACCAGAGCUCUCUCUCUCUCUCUCUCUCUCUCUCUCUCUCUC